Anolis carolinensis (green anole) is the source of this 2896-nucleotide messenger RNA. It is a transcript of the gene mkrn2os, whose product is annotated as MKRN2 opposite strand. Bases 1380 to 2054 code for a protein of 224 amino acids. The record is from RefSeq and is a predicted model, not a curated record. Lineage: Eukaryota; Metazoa; Chordata; Lepidosauria; Squamata; Anolidae. The transcript is spliced from 6 exons.
UGAUGCCAUCACUCUUUUAUAUAUAUAGAUUGUUCUCCAAGCCCUGUUGUAUGCCUGUGAAAGGUGGAGUGUCUGCAGAUGUCACACUCAACUCCUGGAACGAUUCCAUCAGCGUUCCCCCCUAUGAUUCUUGCAAAUUUCUUAGGAAGACAGGCGGACAAAUGUCAGUGUGCUGGAAGAAGCAAAGACCACCAGCACUGAAGUGAUGAUCCUCCGCCAUCAACUCAGCUGGACUGGCCACGCUGUCUGAAUGCCCGAUCACUGUCUCCCAAAGCAGUUACUAUACUCCCAACUCAAGAACGGGAAAUGGAAUGUUGGUGGACAGGGAAAGAGAUUUAAAGAUGAACCUUAAAAACUGUGACAUAUACACCAAGAGAGAAUUUGAGCGCUCUAGCUGGAGGUCAGCUGUUUCCACCAGUGCUGUGGAAUUUGAAGAUUCACAAAUGGAGAGCAAAAGGGAGAAAUAGGCCAAGAGGAAGGCACGUCAAGCCAAUCCUGAUUGGGACCACCUUCCACCUGGAAAUGGAUGCCCUCACUGUGGAAGAACAUGCAGGUCAAGAAUGCCUGCCAUAGAUGUGGGUGAAACGUCAGGAGAGAAUGCUUCUGGAACAUGGCCACACAGCCCAGAAAACUCACAGCAACCCACAAUAUUUUAAAGCAGAAGUAAAACCCACACAGUUCAGGGGUUAGGAUUGCAGUAAUUUUGAAAGAAGUACUGGUAUUAGUUCCUUUCAGCAUAAAUAGGAGCUCGUGUUUAAUUUUAAAAAAUAUGCCUAAAUGAUGUGGUGGUAUUCCUUUACGUUCUUCCUUUUUAUGCUUAGAAUCACAGUCUUUCUUGGAAGUAAAUUCCACUCAGUUUGAAGCAAAAAUUUUGUGACACCUGGAAGACUAGGAAAUUAUGGCAUAAGGAAAUCUUAUGAAAUGCAUGAUUUUCUUCAAUCAGCAGGUGCCUUGAAGGUGUGUGAUCACACAUAAAAUAGAGUCUGCUGCCCUCCAAAUCUCUUAAACUACAUUUUCUAAGCUUUCUGGGAUAUAAUCCAAUGACUUCAGAUGUAUAGAGUGUCAUCCUGUGUGCAAAGGACAAAAUACAAAGAUCCUUCUACUGCCACGUGACAGCUGACCAGAAGGAACUGGACCAAUAUAGACAAACUGUAUCAGUCAUAAUACAGUAUAUGAAUCCGUACAGCAGACUUCUUGCAGCAUAGGUCUCAGGCUUUGUCACAUUGCAAGGAUGAUUGGAUCUGUGGGCUGUCAAUCCAUUGCAAACUAAUGCCCUUUCUCUUCCUCUGCCCAUUUUGCCGGCUAAGCCUUAGCCUUUAUCAAUAAGGUUGUCCCAAGCAGGAAACCAGUAACAUUUGCACAAGGAGUGUGCUGAAGCCAUGCAGCCUUUGGACCCAGAGAGAGGCUUGAUCAAAAUCAGCCAUUGCAACAGAGACAUCUUUGCCUCGUUUGUGCCCCAGUUCUGCCCUUUAUGUGGCCAGAGUCUGGCUUACAGGAGACUGGAAGAAGCACCUGUCAGCAUCCCCAGCCCUUUUGUCAAUGGACACAGAGAAAGGUGCUCGUUUUUACUCAAACCUACUGCAGGAACAUUUCUCAGAGGGUAUGAUGGAAAUUCUGAUCUUCACGUUGGAGUAACUAACACUAACGGUUUGGUAUACAAUUACAAUGAAACUGGAGUUCACAAAGCAGAAUAUGGAUGGGAAGAAUGUGUGAGCGUUCCCCUCGUCCAGCCUGACAUGUACGACCUGCUUUCGCAGUGGGACUUAUACCUCAAACAAUUCUCGGCAGCAGACAUCUGGCUUCCUCACAGGUAUGAAGAACAUCACCACAACUGUUACACAUAUGCACUGACAUUUAUUAACUGUGUGCUGAAUGCCCAGAAGAAGCAGCAAAUGAAUAAAAGUGAGUUUACAGAAAGGUUUGUGAUUCCACGGACAAGAAAAGCUUCCAAGUAUAUCACCAUCUACAAAGAAAUAUGUAAGAGCGGCUUCUAUGCUGUGGAUCACCCUGAACAAGACAGCCAGACUUCCCCAGGGAGCCAUGUAACUUUAUAAGAAAGCACUUAGGCAGAGCAAAUUGAAGCAAAACUAUCCGGUGAAGAUAUGCAUGUUUUUCUCUCACAAGGAAAAUGAGAAGCUGGGACAACAACAUGAUUUAAUGCAUGUUUACUCGGGGAAAUCGCAUGGAGACCAGUGAAAAUUACUCUCUAAUGUCCAGAAGACUUCAGAGCCUUGACAUAUAGGCUUCAAUUCAAUAGUCCUUAGUGGGCAUUAUGCAACCCCCAUGCAGAAUCAUAAUAUAAAGCAGCCGAUAUAGGGAAAUGCCACUGUUGCACAAUGAUACAAGUGCAAAGUGAGUUGUGUAGUAUGUGUUGCACUGUGUAUACCUGUGCAUGCAGCACAUUGGGCUGGCUGUAGUUGUUACACAAUGUUGUGGAUUGUUCAAGAGCACUUUUACCACAGCCUCCAGAAUGUACGUACCUUUUGCACCAUAUUGUGAAUCACGGCUUUUUCGCUUCUGCCAUUACCCACUGAAGUUGUCUGUUUCACAACGCUGAAUUCUUCAUACCACAUGCACAGAGGCUACUCCACCUUCAUACAUCGCUUCCUGAAUUCAGGCUAUAAUGUGAUAACUAUUCGGCAGUGGAAUAUGCUACUUCGGAUUGUGGUAGUCUCCUUCUCUGGAGGUUUUUAAACAGGCUGGAUGGCCAUCUUUCAGGAGUGCUUGAUUGUGUGUUCCUGCAAAGCAGAGGGUUGAACUGGAUAGCCCUUGUCUCUCCCAUCUCUUUGCUUCUAACUUUGAAGAAGUUUAUCUCUUCUUUUCUGAACAGUGACAUUUGGUGUCAUAAAAUUUAUUCCUAUUUCUGUAUAAAAUAAAGUCAUUGGUUCAAUUCUAA